AUGGCCUCCGCUACCUCUUUCUUCGAGUUCGAACCCGCUGACAAGAAGGGUAACCCCUUCCCUCUCACCUCCCUCGAGGGUAAGGUCGUUCUUGUCGUCAACACCGCCUCAAAGUGCGGUUUUACUCCUCAGUUCGAAGGUCUGGAGAAGCUCUGGCAGACCCUGAAGGCCAAAUACCCUGGCGACGUCGCCAUCGUCGGUUUCCCCUGCAACCAGUUCGGCGGCCAAGACCCCGGUUCCAACGACGAGAUUCAAUCUUUCUGCCAGGUCAACUAUGGUGUGACAUUCACCAUUCUGGGCAAGCUGGACGUCAACGGUGAAAAUGCCGCUCCUAUCUUCAACUGGCUCAAGGAGAAGCAGCCUGGCAUGCUGGGCCUCAAGCGCGUUAAGUGGAACUUCGAGAAGUUCCUUGUUGGUGCCGAUGGACAGGUUACCGGUCGUUGGUCCAGCAUUACCAAGCCCGAGUCUCUGGAGGCCCCGAUCGUUGAGCAGAUUGAGAAGGCGCGCAAGGCGGGUAUCCUCGCUUCUCAGAAGGCCACCGAGGAGGCGUAG
Penicillium malachiteum is the source of this 552-nucleotide messenger RNA. RefSeq names its product glutathione peroxidase. The transcript is spliced from 2 exons. Gene Ontology annotation, molecular function: glutathione peroxidase activity. The coding region runs from base 1 to 552 and encodes 183 amino acids. NCBI's taxonomy places the organism in Eukaryota, Fungi, Ascomycota, Eurotiomycetes, Eurotiales, Aspergillaceae. Gene Ontology annotation, biological process: response to oxidative stress. The record is from RefSeq and is a predicted model, not a curated record.